Messenger RNA from Astyanax mexicanus (Mexican tetra), 2610 nucleotides. RefSeq names its product 5'(3')-deoxyribonucleotidase, mitochondrial. Gene Ontology annotation, molecular function: 5'-nucleotidase activity. Gene Ontology annotation, biological process: pyrimidine deoxyribonucleotide catabolic process. The coding region runs from base 238 to 939 and encodes 233 amino acids. The record is from RefSeq and is a predicted model, not a curated record. The transcript has 6 exons. Lineage: Eukaryota; Metazoa; Chordata; Actinopteri; Characiformes; Acestrorhamphidae.
CCAAAUGUUGUAGCUAGUUCUUUAAAAACAAAUAAAGGGCGCGCUCGUGCACACAGCACAACACUACAGCGGAGCUGCUACAGAGGGGCUGCCUGCAGGCGCCAGCUGACUAACUGACGGAGACGCAGAGCAGCGCGAGGACGACGGGUCAGCGGGGCGGCGGGGCAGCGGCAGCUCCGGGAGAAAGAACCGGGGUACGAAUCCGUGUCCGUUGGGAGAGGACUGUGGGGCAGAGCGAUGCUGCUGACACAGAUGUUUCGCCGGUUCGGGAGAGACACUGCCUCUGCUUACUCUGUUUACUCUCAGAGGCAGAGUAUGAACAGUGUGAGGACUGUGAGGAAUGUGAGCACCAGUAAGAGGCUGCGGGUGCUGGUGGACAUGGACGGGGUCUUGGCGGAUUUUGAGGGAGGGUUCCUGAAGAAGUUCAGGAAAAGGUACCCACAAGAUCCCUACAUCACCCUGGAGGACCGAAGAGGAUUCUGGGUGUCCACUCAAUAUGGGGAGCUGAGGAGUGACCUCUGUGCAAAAGCCAUCAGCAUCUGGGAGUCCAAAAACUUCUUCAUAGAGCUGGAGCCUCUUCCAGGAGGUUUAGAAGCUGUAAAAGAGAUGUCCAGGAUGGAGAAUACAGAUGUCUUCAUUUGCACCAGUCCCAUUAAACAUUACAAGUACUGUCCAUAUGAGAAGUAUGCGUGGGUAGAGAAGCACCUGGGUUCUGAAUUCCUGGAGCAGAUCAUUUUGACCAGAGAUAAGACCGUAGUGACCGGAGACGUCCUCAUCGAUGACAAGCCAGACAUCCUCGGCGUGGAACCGAACCCGGCCUGGGAGCAUAUCCUCUUCACUGCCUGCCACAACAAACACCUGCCCCCCUGCCCCUCAAAGAGACACCUGCUGUCCUGGGACGACGACUGGAGGGGCGUCCUGGAGGACCUGCGCCGCUGACCCCGUCCACUUCACGUCCACGGACCAUUCACACUCUGCCGCACCCUGCCGUCUGGGUUCGCUCUGUGGGUGGGCAGAGAACACUGGGAGAACAGCGAGCGAGGACCUCCGCAGAUGCUGUUGAUGGUCUGCAUGGUGGUCCGUCUACAGAUAAAGGGUGUAAUCAUGAUGACACGAGCAUGACUCGGUUCUGUGUGAGAACAUUAAUAGAGUUAUUAUAGUCCAGAAGUUUUCACAUCUGUCGUGUUCAUGGUUUACAUCAGAGCAGAAACUGCCUCACACUUUCAUUUUACUGCAUUUUAAAGAAACACUGCUACUGUUCUCUUUUACAGUCACUAAAGUUACAGUAUGUAGAUACACUAUAUGUCCAAGUGUUUGUGGACUUCACUACGUAAUAAGUGUGUGCUUUCAGCUACUUUAAGUUACACCCAUUGCUGCUGACACAGAUGUGCAAAUGCACAUACACAGCUUUCACUGUAAAAAACUGCAAUAAAUAGUUAAAAACAUGUAAAUUUCCAUAAGAUACAAAAUAUUUGUAAAAAACAAAUAUUGUUCUCCUUAGAAUGAUUUUAAGCCAGCUGAACAAAAAAAAAUGAAUACCACCAUAAACUGUAGCAAACUAAUUUGCCUCAACUAACAUUAUUAAAUUUCUUGAUAAAAGGUGGUCUACCUAAAUGAUCUAUGUUGGCAGAUAAUACAAAUAAGGCCAAGCCAAUUACUCUGCACAUGCUCAGUUUGACUCUUUAGUUGAACAGGGUUUACUGAGCAAUUAUGCAGAGACUACACCUGAUGUUGGUCAUGCUAUUUGCAUAUUGGACAUGUCCCCCAACCUCACCAUCAGUGUGUAGUCAUUCUCCACAGGCUGCUGCUGCCUUCUACAGGGAUUUAAAUAUGUAUUAUAUAAUAAUUAACUGCCGGGCCUCAGUGUUAAAGGCUCUAAGAGCAAGUUGCUGUGUUUUGUGUGACUAUAUGCUGACUGGGUCCAGCUAGUCACAUUUGCAGGACUGAUAAUAAGGUAGAUAUGUAACAGUUGUAAAUUCCCACUUUCCAGUUGCUAAAUUAAAUGAAUGAAAAAUAGUGUUGCACUCCCUAUAUAAAUUUGAUUAAUGAAUAAUGUGUGAUUAACAACUGUUUUUGUUGUUGUUGAUCCUAACUUAUAACUCUUAACUAAGAACUAACAAUACACAUUUCAUCGAACUUAAAUUAUGCCUAAACUAAAACAAAAAGUUAUUUUUUUAGUUGGUGAAACUAACAAUUUGUAGUUUUUGUACAUAGGAAAACUGAAUUUUCUGAAGUAAAGAUUUGUAGUUGGCAAAUGGUAGUGGUUUUCUACAAAACUUAAAAGUUUGAGUUGGCCUCUAACUUUUAUCUUUCACAGUUGUUAUCCCUCAAAAAAGAAAAGCACUGUUACAUUAAAAAAAACAAAUGUAAAGUAAUGUUCAGAAGUAAUCCAUAGCAGUGAUUAAUCCACAUAACAAUAAUCAUUUUGUGUAAAAUUACAGAAAAUUUCCUAAUUGUUAGCAAAAACACACUUAAUUUUUAGUUAGCUUUAGUUAGUAUUCCAAUAAAUAAUUGAUUUCCUUAAAAUUAGUGUUACUGCCAAAAAGCUGUGUAUCGAAUCCCUGUAUAAAAGUAUUGCCAAUAGAAUGGGACUCUCUGAAGCAGAUAGAC